Messenger RNA from Laetiporus sulphureus 93-53, 1365 nucleotides. RefSeq names its product splicing factor, CC1-like protein. The record is from RefSeq and is a predicted model, not a curated record. The coding region runs from base 1 to 1365 and encodes 454 amino acids. Gene Ontology annotation, biological process: mRNA processing. Gene Ontology annotation, molecular function: RNA binding. Lineage: Eukaryota; Fungi; Basidiomycota; Agaricomycetes; Polyporales; Laetiporaceae. Gene Ontology annotation, cellular component: nucleus. The transcript is spliced from 10 exons.
AUGACUGAUAGUCCUCGCCGUCGCAGAGAUCGCUCACGUGAACCUGACCGCAGGUUUGGUGACAGGCCUAGGGCUCGUGAUCCUCGCGACGAAUUCGAUGACUUGCUGCGCUAUCGCCGGGACGUUCCACGCGAUGUGGAACGCGAGCGGGCACCCAGAGAGCGUGGACCUUCUAUUCCGCUCGACGAAGUGCUUCCAAUAAGUCGCAACCACACAGCGUCUCCCGUCAGGUCAGUUCCUUCCAUCAAUUUCGUUUGGACCAGAAAGACACCAACUUCACAUGUUCUUAGGCGCCCAUCCCCUUCGUACGAGCCGCCUUUGGAGGAUCUUUUGAACGAUGAGCCGAAAGAAGACGACUCCGAAGCUCGGUCCGUCUUCGUUUCUCAGCUUGCUGCACGGCUCACUGCUCGUGAUCUUGGAUACUUCUUCGAAGACAAGCUCGGUGAAGGAACCGUUAUGGACUCGAGAAUUGUCACCGACAGGAUUUCCAGGCGAUCCAAAGGGAUCGGAUAUGUGGAGUUCCGCUCGGUUGACCUUGUAGAUAGAGCUAUUGCUCUCAGUGGCACGGUCGUAAUGGGUCUUCCUAUCCAAGUUCAACAUACUGAAGCCGAGAGAAACAGACUUCAUCCAGGAGACGGCAAUCUGAACCUCCCGCCUGGCGUUAGUGCGCCUCAUGGUGGCAUGCAACUAUACGUGGGCUCAUUGCAUUUCAACCUUACGGAGUCCGACAUCAAGCAAGUGUUUGAACCAUUUGGCGAACUUGAAUUUGUCGAUCUCCACAGGGAUCCAAUGACAGGCCGCAGCAAGGGUUAUGCCUUCGUGCAGUACAAACGUACGGAAGAUGCCAGAAUGGCUCUGGAGCAGAUGGAAGGGUUUGAACUAGCAGGCCGUACUUUACGAGUUAAUACGGUGCACGAGAAAGGAACCGUGAAGUACACGCAACAGGAUUCUCUGGACGAAGCCGGCGGUGGUAAUUUGAACGCAGCUUCACGACAGGCGCUGAUGCAGAAACUUGCUAGAAUCGAUCAGCCUGUUGUGCAGCCACUUCCGAUAAUGAAGCCCAAUAUCCCUCAGGCUAUGCAAUCGCGCUCGGUCCUUCUGAAGGACAUGUUCAAUCCCGAGAAUGAAACCGAGCGUGAUUGGGACAAGGAGCUUGCCGAGGAUGUCAAGGGCGAAUGCGAGGAAAAGUACGGCAAAGUCGAAUUUAUCAAGGUGGAGAAAGAGUCGCAGGGAGAGAUUUAUGUCAAGUUUGACUCAGUCGAGUCGGCCAAGAAAGCUGUGCAAGGCCUGAAUGGUCGUUGGUUCGGCGGCAAUCAAGUCUCGGCCGCCUUCAUCUCGGACGCGAUUAUGCAAGCACACCAGUGA